This is a messenger RNA of Triplophysa dalaica, 2308 nucleotides long. RefSeq lists its product as uncharacterized. The transcript has 2 exons. The record is from RefSeq and is a predicted model, not a curated record. Bases 1090 to 1875 code for a protein of 261 amino acids. Lineage: Eukaryota; Metazoa; Chordata; Actinopteri; Cypriniformes; Nemacheilidae.
ACUGGUAGACUACUACCGUUAUUACUGCAAGAACUUUACUCAUCAAGAGUGAGCGAGUAAAAUUUCUCGCAAGAUCUCGCUGGACCACUCACACCCAGCACACUAUCUUUUUGAACUGCUGCCGUCUGGUCAGCGCUACAGAGCACUGAGCACCAAAACAGGUUUCUUUCCUCAGGCCAUCUACCCCAAGAACAGUUGAACAGUUACGUUUUUUUUUCUAUAUUUGCCUGAUAUAAAGUAAUGAAUUCUGAUUUAUGGGUGCUUUUUUUUUACAAAGCACAUGUUGUUGCUUCACGUUUUUGACACGCAGCCUCUGCAUGCGUGCGCAUGGCGAAAUGAGCGAGGAACGGGAGAAAAGCACCGAAAUGGACGACUUGGUGGCAAAAAGAAGCGCAUCGUCAAUUAUUUGGAAAUAUUUUGGCUACAGAAAGGAUGAUGUUGACCAAAAACAGGUACUUUGUCGGGAGUGCCGUGCAGUAGUUGCCACAACACGCGGAAACACAACUAAUUUGUUUGAUCAUUUAAGUCGGCACCACAGAGCUCUGUAUGACGAGUGCAAAGCCAGAUCUGAUUGCCGUCCAAAGCAAAAAACUAUUUCGGAUGCGUUUGCCAGUGUUACACCAUAUGCGAAGGGUUCCAAGCGGCAUAAAGAGAUCAAGGAUGCAAUAACAUUUCACCUGGCGAAAGACAUGGUACCAAUUAACACGGUGACCAACCCGGGUUUUGCAAACAUGAUCCGGUCACUUGACAAGCGUUAUGUUAUACCAUCACUCACUUAUUUUUUAUCAAGUUGCCAUCCCAGGGCUGUACGACAAAUGCAAGGCACAAGUGGAAACUGAGCUAUCACAAGUGAAAUAUUAUGCAGCAACAACGGACUUGUGAUCCAGCCGAACAACAGAGCCCUACAUAAGUCUGACCAUACACUUUAUUGAUGAGGACUUCCAGCUGAAAAGUCGCUGUUUGCAAAAAGCAUUUUUCCCAGAGGAUCAUACAAGCGAGAACAUCGCAAGGGGGUUGAGAGAAGCAUUGACAGCUUGGGGCCUGGAUGAGAGAUGUCUCGUCUGUAUAACAACAGACAAUGCAGCGAACAUGGUAAAGGCUGCCGUCCUCAACAAGUGGACCAGGUUACAGUGCUUUGGGCACAGGCUGCACCUUGCAAUUGAAAAUGCAGUAAAAAAGGAUGGACGCAUUGACCGUGCUACAGGUAUCUGCAAGAAGCUGGUGGGUCACUUUUCUCACAGUUGGAAGGCCAGAGCUGCUCUUGAAAAAGCCCAGAAGGAGCUAAAUUUACCGGCACAUUCCCUAAUAUCAGAAUGCCAAACAAGAUGGGGUUCCAGGCAGAUGAUGAUCAACAGGAUUUUAGAGCAGCUGAAGGCUUUAACUCAGGUCCUGUCUGAGGACAAGAAGGCAAGGCAUCUGAUUCUAACCUGGCAAGAUAUAGAUGUCCUGGAAUCUGUCAGCAAGACACUGGGCCCACUGCUGGAUUUCACAGAUGCACUCUCUGGAGAAGAUUAUGUUAGUGUCUCCUAUGUGAAGCCAGUUAUUCACCUCUUCAAUAAUUCAAUGCUGCUAAUGCAUGAAGAAGACACAGCACUGACUAAGACCUUGAAGAAGGAGAUGUUGCACUACAUCAAUGAUAAAUAUAAAGAUGAUGCUACUCAGGAGCUGCUAGAUGUGGCUUCUUGUUUGGACCCCCGAUUCAAGAUGGAAUUCAUCAGUGCAGACAACAAGCCCAGAGUGAAGGCCAAAGUUGCAUCAGAGAUGAUGGAAUGCCAGGAGGAGAUGGCAAGCUGCAGCACUGAGGUGGAGCACGAAGUUGCUGAAUCAUCCCAUGCAAAAAAAGCCAAGAAGUCCUUGGGAAGAAGUCCACAGUAAACUGAUUGGAGCUGCAGCAAAGGGUGAUUUCUCUGUGACCCUAAAAGAUGCUGUGGCUUCGAUCCCAGGGGAUUGCACAUACUUGGAAACAAAUGUAUAGGACAAUGCACUCCAAGUUGCUUUGGAUAAAAGCGUCCGCCAAAUGCAUACAUGUAAAUGUAAAUGUAAGUUAAAAAAGAUUAAUGAGAAAAACAUAGCACUAUGGUACAGUAGCACCAAGUCUGUCCUAUGAAUUAGUAUCAACCAUCACCCUAAAAGAAAAGCUAGAGUGUUUUUCACCUAUAAAACAUGAAGAUUUAAUUAAACUUAUUGCAAAAUCUAAACCUACAACAUGCUUAUUAGACCCCAUACCAACUAAAUUAUUGAAAGAGUUACUAUCUGCAGCAAUUAAGCCAAUUUAUAACAUUAUCAACUCGUCAAUUAAUCUAGGCAA